Amaranthus tricolor (Joseph's coat) is the source of this 1843-nucleotide messenger RNA. Its product is annotated as laccase-15-like. The coding region runs from base 9 to 1709 and encodes 566 amino acids. The transcript is spliced from 6 exons. The record is from RefSeq and is a predicted model, not a curated record. Gene Ontology annotation, biological process: lignin catabolic process. Gene Ontology annotation, cellular component: apoplast. Lineage: Eukaryota; Viridiplantae; Streptophyta; Magnoliopsida; Caryophyllales; Amaranthaceae. Gene Ontology annotation, molecular function: hydroquinone:oxygen oxidoreductase activity; copper ion binding.
CAAAAAAGAUGCAUCCUUUCUUGCUUUGUUUCUUGUUUAUUCUUAUUCAAGGUGCCAUUCAAUCCGGGGCAUUGGUUUAUAAUUUUGUUGUGAAUGAAGCUCCAUACACAAGAUUAUGCCACACAAAGUCCAUUUUAACUGUAAAUGGACAAUUUCCUGGACCUACAAUCUAUGCACACAAAGGUGAAACAGUCAUCGUAAAAGUUGUCAACAUAAGCAAAUAUAACAUCACUCUUCACUGGCAUGGGGUGAAACAGCCAAGGAAUCCUUGGUCAGAUGGACCGGAAUAUAUAACUCAAUGUCCGAUCAGACCAGGUGGAAAAUUUACACAAACUAUAAUAUUAUCGGAAGAAGAAGGAACUCUUUGGUGGCAUGCUCAUAGCGACUGGGCUAGAGCAACCGUGUAUGGUGCUUUUGUUAUCUAUCCUAAAUUGGGAACUGAUUACCCUUUUUUAAAGCCUGAUAUUGAAGUGCCCAUCAUUUUAGGUGAAUGGUGGAUCCGUGAUGUGAAUGAGCUUUAUGAGGAAUUUCGGGCCACAGGUGGACAGCCAAAUGUAUCGGAUGCUUUCACUAUAAAUGGUCAACCUGGUGACUUGUAUCCAUGCUCUACUGCAGAAACAUUCAAGAUACAUGUGCAUCAAAGAGCAAGCAUUCUACUAAGGAUAAUCAAUGCUGCAUUGAAUGAUAUUAUGUUCUUUGCAAUAACCAAACAUUCCCUUACAGUAGUAGGAACUGAUGCAAGCUACACAAAGCCCUUUACCAAUGACUACAUAUCGAUUGGGCCGGGCCAAACCAUGGACGUUCUCCUUCACGCCCAUCAAAAACCCGGUUCCUAUUACAUUGCUGCUCGGGCUUACUCGAGUGGGACAAACGUCGAUUUUGAUAACACCACAACUACAGCAAUUUUACAAUAUGAUCAUACUCCCUAUUAUGAACAAUUAUACUCUAACUUAACCCUUAAUUUACCUAAUCUUCCUUAUUAUAAUGAUACUAACGCGUCUUAUUCCUUCGCGACUAGCUUAAGAAGUUUAGCGAGUCAUGAUCAUCCGGUUCAUGUUCCCUUAAAGGUGAAUCAUAGAAUUUUCUCGACUAUAUCAGUUAACGCGUUACCAUGUCCUGCUAACCGAAGUUGUGAGGGUCCAAAUGGGACUAUAUUUGCUGCUAGCAUGAACAAUAUAAGUUUUGUUCUACCAGAAAUUGACCUUUUAGAGGCUUAUUAUUAUCAUAUUAGAGGUGUGUAUGGGAAAAGGUUUCCUAGGGUUCCUCAUCUGCGAUUUAAUUUUACUGCGGAGUAUCAGGAUUUGCGACUUGAAGUCGCAAAAUUGAGCACACAAGUUCGGGUUUUGGCUUAUAAUUCGAGUAUUGAGAUGAUCUUACAAGGCACUAGUUUGGUUUCGGGAUUGGAUCAUCCUAUGCAUCUUCAUGGUCAGAGUUUCUAUGUUGUUGGGUAUGGAUUUGGGAAUUUCGACAAGCAUAAGGAUCCUAGAAACUAUAACUUGAUCGACCCUCCGUUUCAAAACACUGUCGUUGUGCCUAAAAAUGGUUGGGCAACUAUCCGAUUUAAAGCACAUAACCCUGGAGUAUGGUAUAUGCACUGUCAUUUCGAGCGCCAUUUGACAUGGGGUAUGAUGACGACGUUCAUCGUAAAAGAAGGAAAAGACAUGAAAUCACAGAUGUUACCUCCACCUCGCGACAUGCCGCCCUGUUGAGCACUCCAUGGAAGCUUACUCUUGGUUCUGUUCUCAGUUUUGCUACACUAAACUUGAUAUAUUUAAACUCUGGAAUUUGUCAUGUAUGUGUGUGUUUAUUAGUUGUGCUAGUCCUUUGCAACUAGCUCAAUAUG